Molecule: messenger RNA, 2634 nt
Organism: Dicentrarchus labrax (European seabass)
Lineage: Eukaryota; Metazoa; Chordata; Actinopteri; Moronidae
Product: endoplasmic reticulum protein SC65-like
Exons: 7
Coding region: 824-2122 (432 amino acids)
Biological process (GO): collagen fibril organization; peptidyl-lysine hydroxylation
Cellular component (GO): endoplasmic reticulum
Molecular function (GO): collagen binding; protein binding
Source: RefSeq, a predicted model, not a curated record
AACGACACGAAUAAAGGAAAUUAAAGAAGAUAUGAUAUAACUUCAAUAUUCUCCCACCUUAGAAAUAAAAUAAGCGAGACAGUCCUUUUUAAAAUGGGCAAUUUCCGCUUUUAUUUUGAAAGAAAAGUCGCUAUUGUUCUGUUUGGUUUGAUUCUUCAUCACCACUGUACAGCUGCAGACCGCAAAGAGGUCCGCCUCUCUGGAUCAGCGUCUCGGAGCCGUAAAGUGGCCCGAGAGCCCCCAAAGUUGAAGCUUUUUCAUUAAUGCUGUGAAAAGAGGCGACGAAACGUCAAAAGAGGGAUAAACAUGCCAGGUCAAGUCUGGGAAGGAAUUCGUUUUCCUGCCCAAUAUCCCCAGGGCACCUCAGUGAAUGACUAAGAGAACAACUAGGUCAAAUUAUCCCAAACUGUUUUGGGCAAAACCUCUACUGUCGAAAAUAAAAUAAACCUUCUGAUCCGCAAAUUUACACCACAGACCACAUAAAUAUUAUGUCCUAAAACCCGAAAGAAUUUCCUUUGUCAUGCAGUUUUUAUCCAUCUCAUUUUAUUUAUUCACGUGUGAGCAACGGACAACACCAGAACAAACAGGAUACAAACAGAAACACUAACUUUUACGCACGACUAUUAUUCUUGUGCCAAAUAAAGAAACGCAUGUGACAGCUGUAGGCCUGCACUGAGAAACCCGAGACAUUAACCUCUGAAAGGCCCAAUCCCGGAAUUCCCACAGACCCCUAAGCACUUCAGCAGACCCCCACACAGACAGAGAGAGUUACCAGCAGCAGAGGACAGAAGAAGCGAACUAAUAUGUUGGAUAUCAUCUUAUCAUGGUUGUGUUUUGCGCAAAAGGAGACGCAUUGUUGGCGUUGCUUUGUUUGACCUUUGUUUUUAUGACAGCCGCACAAUAUGAAAACUACAAAUUCAAAAAUUUCCCCAAAGAGGAGCUCAUGCCCCUCAACACUGCGUAUGGAUUGGCUUUGGAUCAUUACGCAGCAGAGAAGUGGACGGAAUCGAUCAAAUACUUGGAACUGAGUUUGCGUUUGCACCGGCUUCUUAAAGACAGCGUGAGAUACUGCGUGCUGCUCUGUAACAGCAGCAAACAUGAAGAACCGUCGUUCACAGGAAGCCGGGACCUCCGCGUCUACUGGCUCGUUAUGAUGAGGGCGUCCUGUCAGAAGAAGUGCAGGGCGCAUUUCCCCGCGCUGCAGCUGCCUCCCCCCGGCAGAGAGAUCCUGGAGGACUUCAGAAGAAGAUCUCCGUACAGAUAUCUGCACUUUGCGCACUCCAGGUUGAAUGACCUGCAGAGGGCUAUCCCAUGUGCCUACACCUUCCUCCAGAAGAACCCUGAGGACCAGGAGAUGCAUCUACUGAUGGAAGAGUACAAGAGCCAGUACAACCUGAGCGGCUACCUCACAGACCACGAAGAACAACCAUAUGAGCCCUCCUUCCUAAGAGGAGUAAAUCUCAUCAAUUCAGGUGACUACAGCGGCAGUGUUGAAUACAUGGAGGAAACGCUGAGGCUCUAUCUGCAUGAGUACGACAUCUGUCAGGCAGACUGUGAAGGGAUCGUUCAACUUUCACCAGACAGUGAUUUCUACGCAGUCGUGGCAGAUGUCUACACUGACGUAUUACAGUGUAAGCUGAAGUGUGAAGAACACUUGAUGCCUAAUGUUGGGGGAUAUUUUGUGGUGAAAUUUGUGGCCACUAUUUACCACUACCUCCAAUACGCCUAUUACAAGUUGAACGAGGGCCGCAGCGCGGUGCCCUGUGCAUACAGCUACUUCCUUUUUGAACCCGAAGACCAGGUCAUGAAGCAGAAUCUGGUGUAUUAUAAAGCCUACAGUGAACAGUGGGGCCUUCAGUCCGACCACUUCACACCCAGGAUGGAGGCUCUCAAACACUAUAACCAGACGCUCGCUCAAAAGCAGAUGCUGACAUUAGCAGAGAAGUACUCUCAGUUGGACGAUGAGGAUUUUCUUGGACCAGAGGAAGCUGCACUUUUGGCCUCUGAGUCUCCCGAUGUGGAGUUUGAAGGGAUGGGAGACUACGAGGAAUCCAUCUAUGCUGACUGGAGCCAGCCGAAGGGCAAAGGAGACACUGGGGAGUCUGAAGAGAGCCGAGAGUGAGGAUUUUACACAGCAGUAGAUCUAAAUAUGUCAUUUAUAUCCUUAAUUAGUCGGUCAUUUUAGAGUCAUUAGUCAGAUAAAUAAGGUAGUUUUACACACAGUGUGGUUUAAUUAUCCUUGUUUAUAUUCAUCUACUCUGUUUUUAAGAAAUAAAAGAAAGUCAAUAACUGUUUUCACUUUCCUACUAGUUCCUACUUCCUCACUAGAGUCAACAUUUUAUUGUCUAGAUUGAGUAAAAUACUGUAUAUUACAGUCAAUGAUGAAUAUCAUAGUGUGCAUGUCACCUACUUAAAGGUCUAAGCAUUGAUUCAUGACUUAGCUUAAUGACAAUAAAGUUAAGAACUACAUAAAGCUAUCACUGUAUUUACUAGUCUUUAUCUUUGAGCUGUUAAUUGUUACAUACAGUAUAUUACUUUAUUAAAAAGUAUGUUUAACCCCUGAACUGCUAUGAUUAAUACGUCUGUAUGGAAAACUUCUUCUUUGUACUUAUAUUAAAAAAACGUUUGAUUGUA